This is a messenger RNA of Cercopithifilaria johnstoni, 3192 nucleotides long. The record is from the annotation of a GenBank genome assembly. Lineage: Eukaryota; Metazoa; Nematoda; Chromadorea; Rhabditida; Onchocercidae.
AUGUUGCGUAAACUGAAACAGCAGGUGACGCAAGCCGUAAACAGCGUUACUCCCUCCGAGCCUCAACACGAGCCACUGUUCAAUGAAAGCGACACAUCUUCAGAAGGAUUUCUCUGCCCCAUAUGCAUGCAUUCAUUUUCUUCUCCAGAUGAAUUGCAAAUACAUUUUCAGGUGCAUCCUAUCAAGCAGGUCGUGGAGCAAAAAGUCAGUGGUUCCUCCUCAUUCAGUUCACUUGGAAAUGGUUUUAAUGAGUCGGAUGCAGUUCAUCUCGAAUUGGACAUGAAAGAACUUAGAUCACAAUUGCAAGAUGAGAAACGUUAUUCAAUGGAGUUGAAAAAGGAGCUGGAUAGGUUGCAUGGCCUCAUUGCAAACCAGACAGAAAUAUCUGAGGACGAAAUGCCUUAUCUUGCGCAACAAGUGCAGAUGCUCGAAGCCGGAAAAGCAUUAGCAAUGGAACGAAUGCUUGAAAUGGAAAAAGAAACAAGUGGGAUGAACCGACAGGUUGAACAACUGAAGCAGGAAAAAAGCAGAUUAAUCAAAAAAAUUGGGGAACUUUCGAUGAAUAUUAUCAGCAAAACAGAUGAAGUCGAAGAGAAGAAUAAAGAAAAGGUUCUUUUGGGUGAUGAGCUAGUGCGCUAUCGGCAAGAGAUACAGAAUUUGGAAAUGGAAAUCGACGACCUACGAAAAAAACUCGAUCAAAGACCAUCCGAAGAUGAUGUCAGCGUGCUCAGAAAAGAAUUGGUACAUGCACAGCAGUUGAUGGACACAAUAACACAAGAGAAAGAAGAAGAAAUUAAUAAGGAUAUGGGCACAAUACGGGAUAUGGAGCAAAAUCAUGAGAAGUUAACUUGUGAAAUUGAGGUCCUAAAAAACAAUAUUGAAGUCUUCAAGAAUACAAUCUCCAAAUUUGAUGAUGGAUCUAAGAAACUUAUUGAAGAAAUCGACACUUUCAAAAAAGCUUGGGAAGAGAAAGCCGCAAAUGCAGCUAAAAGAAUCUUUGAUGCUUGUAAGAAAAUCGAUGAUUUAGAAAUUAUUGUAAAUGGAUACCGAAUAGAUAAUGGAGUUGAAAAGAAUAAAUUAUUAGAGAUUUCACAAGAAAAUGAGAAGUACAGGGAAGAGCUCCGCCAAAAUAAACAUGCGUUAGAAAUGGCUAUUUUGAAGGCUGAAAAAGUGGAGAAACGAUGCAUUAAUUUGCAACAUGAAAUCGCGUCAUUAACGGCUUUGCUCGAUGAACAAAAACAAAAUUACGCAAAAAAAGAAAUGCAAGCGAUUAAGGAAGAAGAAACGAUAGCUGAAUAUCGAGAGGAAAUUGAACAGUUGAAGAAAAACGUUUUCAAAUUGGAAGCUUCCUUGACUGAGGCAUCAACGACCGAAGGUAUUUUGAAGCAGAAUUUAAAAGAAGCAAAGACAAAGGAAUCACUUUUGUUGCAAAAAAUUUCUGAGGGCGAGGGAGCCGAUAAAUUAGCGAUGGAACAGAUGCAUAAGGAGAAAAUGACACUUGAAGAAACAGUCAUUGGAUUAAAUGAAGCUCUAAAAUCUUUAAAUAUCUCACAUGAAUAUGCAAUAUCUCAGCGUGAAGAAAGUUGGAAAGACAAGAUAGAGGUUGAAAAGGAGAAAAUGAAAAAGCUGGAAAGUAAACUGAAAGAACUGCAGUGUAAUUCCAUUUCUGCUGGGGAAGAGAAUAAAAAAUCUAAACUACGUCAUGAAAUUGAAAUGAGACAAUACCAUAAAGAAGUGUCAGUUCAGUUAUCGGCAAUGCUAGAAGAAAGAGAAGCGACAAUUGAAGAAAAGAAUAAAAUAAUCGAAACAGAAAGUGUUAAAUUAAGGUCAGCUAUCGAAAAGCACACGCUAAUGGAGGAAAAAGCGAGGCAGUUGGAUGAUGAAUUGCAUGAAAAAGAAACUGUAGCCAUCAAACAUAAUGAAGAAUAUAUGAAAUUAGAAGAAACGAUGAGGAAUGUACAAUCAGAACUAAAAGAAAUAAAAACAGCGAAAAAAGAGUUAGAAUGGAACUUAGCGGAAAAGGAGGAAAGUUCGAAGAAGAGUGUUUGCCAGUUACAGGAGGCACUUUCCACAUGUGAACAAGAAAAAAGUGCGCUAAAAAAACAACUUGAGAGUGUCAUGCAGCAAUUUUCUGUCUCGGUUGAAGAAUGUUCGAGAUGUAAGGAUAACGAAGUUGAAUUACUGGCAAGCAUGAGCCAAAAGGAAUUGUUAAUAAAGGAAUUAGAAGAAAAGAUCAACAGUUUAUUGGCGAAGUUGGAAUCGGAAAAACAUAGUUAUGAUGAUUCCAUAAGAGAAUUACAAUGUAAAUUGAAUCAUACGCAGCAGGAGAACACAGCGCAGGUGGUGACCCAGUUGGCAACGAUUUCUGAAUUAAGUGAGAAACUUCGUACGAAAGAAAAUCAGUUAUCUGAUGUAAUGCAGGAAAUGGAAAAGGUACAUAAUGAUUUGCGCUUAAAGGAAGAAGGAAGGUGUGCUCUGGAAAAUGAAGCAUUAAAAUUGAACAAGCAGAACUCAGAGUUACGGGAAGAAAUGGAUGACCUUGAAAAGUGCAUGUUACAACUCAGAAACGAUUUCGAAAAAGAGACUGAUUUGCUGAGGAGUAGUUUGGAAAAAUGCAAAAAGGAUAAGGAAGAAAGUUUGUCGAAACUUCAUAUGCAAUUGGAAACAGAAAAAAGUAGAUUAAAGGAAGCUUCAAAAGAUAAUGAGGAAAAGGAUGAAAAUUUGAAGCAAAUGAGAAAUGACUUAGAAAAUGCCAAAGAAAGUUUAAAUGAAUUAAGGAUUGUUCAAAGUGAAUUGGAGAAAAAGAAAAUAGAAUGGUUGCAAGAAAAACGAGCAUUGCAAGAAAGGUGUUUAACGGCAGAAAGUGAUCUUGAAUUUGAACGCGAACGAGCUAUUGUAAACAAGAGAAAUUUUGAUGAUGUUCAGACUGCUAUCCGAGAACUUGGACGAGUGAACCAGAAUUUGCAGAUGGAUUUCGCGAAGCAGAUAUCACGUAAAUGGUUAGAAGAUUCGGAGGCUAUAAAUUGUCAUGCAUGUGACAAACCAUUUACUCUUACAAAUCGCAAACAUCAUUGUAGACAAUGCGGACAGAUAUUUUGUGCCUCGUGUUCGUCAUUUACAGCUAAAAUUGCGUCGUCAAGAAAUCCGGUUCGUGUUUGUAAUGCAUGUCAUGAAGAAAUUGUGCACCGGUAA